GGAUGCUGCUGCUACUGUCACUUCUGCCGCUGCCGCCGUUGUUACAGAUUUUGCUUUUGCUCCUUCUACCGCAUGACAAUUGUUUUCCUCGUCUAAGCAGAUACCAGCCUCAGAUGCUCAAGGUGAGAGUCUUGCCUUUCGCUCUGGGCUACUGGUUCACUUAAUUUGCUCAAUUUGUUUGGUGUUUGUGGCUUUCUUUCUCUCUUGACCCUCCUUCACCUUGUUUUGUUUUGUUGUGCUUGCUUCUGGGGGGAUGUUUCUUCCUUCCUGCAGAAGAGCUGGAAUUGCUUGAGGGGUAUUUAAGGAAUUAUAGAAGUGGCCGGCAAACAGGAGCUCAGUAAUUGCAAAGCUAGUCUUGCUUCAGAGAGGCAGAGAGAGCGACAGAGUGUUUGGGGGCAGGGGUGUUAGUGUCUCUUUUUUCCUGCGUGUUACUCCUCUCCCAGUUUGGAUGAUGUUGCUGAGCUUGGACCUUUUAUUGACUCCCACUCUGUGAUUUCUGCAGAGCACUGUGACUAUUACAUCUCUUUUUGUCUGUGUCUCAUAGUAAUGGACUGUGAUAUAGUUAAGGCCUUUUGGAGGUGAGCUGUUUGAGAGCUGAUGCUUAAACAUGUCUGAAGUAGCUGCCGACACUUUCCCCAGCCCCUCAGCUCAGCUGAGCCCUGAUGCAUCCCUCAACGGGCUCCCGGCUGAGGAGAACAUGCCGGGGACCCAAAGAGAGGACAGGAGGGUCCAGGGAAUAGCAGGCCUUGCCACGACCUGCUGUGUGUGCCUGGAGGCAGAGCGACUGAAGGGCUGCCUCAACUCUGAAAAGAUCUGCAUCGCCCCUAUCCUGGCUUGCCUGCUCAGCCUUUGCCUCUGCAUUGCUGGCCUCAAGUGGGUCUUUGUGGACAAGAUUUUUGAGUAUGACUCUCCUACCCACCUUGACCCUGGGAGGAUAGGACAAGACCCAAAGAGCGCUGUGGAUCCUACAGCUCUGUCUGCCUGGGUGCCUUCGGAGGUGUAUGCCUCACCCUUCCCCGUUCCUAGCCCCAAGAGCAAGGCUGAAGUGACAGUGCAAAAUGACAGCUCGUUUGUGCCCUCCAAACCAUUCCUCCAGCCUUCUCUGUAUAACCGCAUCCUAGAUGUUGGGUUGUUGUCCUCUGCCACACCUUCGCUGUCACCACCCGCCUUGGAGCCUACCACAACGUCUCAGGCGCAAGCAACAGAAACCAAUCUCCAAACUGCUCCAAAACUUUCUACUUCUACAUCUACAACGGGGACAAGUCAUCUCACAAAAUGUGACGUAAAGCAGAAAGCCUUCUGCGUAAAUGGGGGAGAGUGCUACAUGGUUAAAGACCUCCCAAACCCCCCAAGAUACCUGUGCAGGUGCCCAAAUGAAUUUACUGGUGAUCGCUGCCAAAACUACGUAAUGGCCAGCUUCUACAAGCACCUUGGGAUUGAAUUUAUGGAAGCUGAGGAACUGUACCAGAAACGGGUGCUGACCAUAACUGGCAUUUGCAUUGCUCUUCUAGUAGUUGGCAUCAUGUGUGUGGUGGCCUACUGCAAAACCAAGAAGCAGAGGAAAAAGUUGCACGACCGCCUUCGGCAGAGCCUGCGCUCCGAAAGGAACAAUGUGACAAACAUGGCCAACGGGCCGCACCGCCCCAACCCUCCACCGGAUAACGUCCAGCUAGUGAAUCAGUACGUUUCAAAAAAUGUAAUCUCCAGCGAGCAGGUCAUCGAACGAGAAACAGAGACCUCAUUUUCUACGAGCCACUACACCUCAACAACACAUCACUCCGUGACAGUCACCCAGACAUCCAGCCACAGCUGGAGCAAUGGCCACACCGAAAGCAUCCUCUCUGAAAGCCACUCUGUGCUCGUCAGCUCAUCCAUGGAAAACAGUAGGCAUGCCAGCCCAUCAGGACCCCGGGGCCGCCUCAGUGGCAUUGGCGGGCCACGGGAAGGAAACAGCUUCCUCCGGCAUGCAAGAGAGACCCCUGACUCCUACCGAGAUUCUCCUCACAGUGAAAGGUAUGUCUCAGCUAUGACCACACCAGCUCGCAUGUCACCCAUCGAAUUCCACACUCCAACUUCUCCCAAGUCACGCCCCUCCAAAAUGUCACCACUGGCUUCCAGCUUGACCGUGUCCAUCCCUUCAGUGGCAGUGAGUCCCUUCAUAGAAGAGGAGCGACCGUUGCUCCUGGUGACCCCACUGCAGCUACAUGAGAAGUAUGACCAACACCUUCAGCAGUUUAAUUCCUUCCACCACAAUGCUGCUCAUGAGAGCAACAGCCUGCCACCAAGUCCUCUGCAGAUAGUGGAAGACGAGGAAUACGAGACCACACAGGAGUAUGAACCAGCACAGGAGCCUCCAAAGAAACUCGCCAACAGCCGAAGGAUCAAAAGAACAAAGCCAAAUGGCCACAUUUCCAGCAGGGUGGAAGCAGACUCCGACACAAGCUCUGACAGCAGCAGCUCCGAGACUGAAACCGAAGAUGAAAGAAUAGGCGAGGAUACACCGUUUCUGAGCAUACCGAAUGCCGUGGCAACCAGUCUGGAGCCAACUGCUGCCUACCGGAUGGCUGAAAGCAGGACUAACCCAGCGAACCGCUUCUCCACACCAGAAGAGUUGCAAACAAGGUUGUCCAGUGUGAUAGCUAACCAAGACCCUAUUGCUGUAUAAAACAUAAACCACAUAGAUUCACAUGUAAAACUUUAUUUUAUAUAAUGAAGUAUUCCACCUUUAAAUUAAACAAUUUAUUUUAUUUUAGCAAUUCCGCUGAUAGAAAACAGGAGAGGGAAAAAAACUUUUAUAAAUUAAAUAUACCUAUGUACAAAUGUGUUAUGUGCCAUAUGUAGCAAUUUUUUACAGUAUUUCAAAAAUGGGGAAGAUAUCAAUGGUGCCUUUAUGUUAUGUUACGUUAAGAGCAAGUUUUGUACAGUUACAAUGAUGGCUGUCCCAUAGUAUUUUGCAAAACCUUCUAGCCCUCAGUUGUCCUGGCUUUUUUGUGCACUGCAUUAUAAUAACUGGUGUAUGAUUUGCAAGAGUCGCAGAAGUCCCUCUGGUCGCUUGCUGUAGAAUCCCCAGAUCAAAAAGCCCUGUGAUGGCACUACCACCUUACCCACCCCACCAGAAAAAUACACAUACACACGGGAGAAAAAAAGGAAAAAAAAAAAAGAAGAAAAAAAAACAGGAAAAAAAAAGCUGAGAAAAAUAACAAAAAAAAUAUUUUCUUCUAUAAGAAGUUUUAUUUGCUUUCCGUAUAUGAGAUGAGUUUUGUCUGCUCUCUGCCAGCCAAAAGGUUUGCUUCUUUGAGCACUGGAAUAAUAGUAGAUCCAACAGCAUGCUACUAUUAAUUACAGCAGGAUAACAAAAAAAAAAAGCGCCAACCUGCAUUAAAUAAUGUUACUUAUAGAACGAAAGUAAUGCUGUGAUUUUAAACCAAAUAUAUUAUUAAUCAGAGGUCAGCUUGUAAUCACUAGGAGCUGCCAUUUCAUUAUUUUACAGAUAUUAAUUGUUCUAGUUAUCCCUUAGAAAAUGGGCUUAGGUUAGCUGAGGCUUUGAACCCAAUACUCUAUUUAAAAAAAGAAAAAACAAGAAAAAAAAA
Melopsittacus undulatus (budgerigar) is the source of this 3590-nucleotide messenger RNA. RefSeq names its product pro-neuregulin-1, membrane-bound isoform. Gene Ontology annotation, biological process: cell differentiation; nervous system development; intracellular signal transduction. The coding region runs from base 608 to 2665 and encodes 685 amino acids. The record is from RefSeq and is a predicted model, not a curated record. Lineage: Eukaryota; Metazoa; Chordata; Aves; Psittaciformes; Psittaculidae. Gene Ontology annotation, molecular function: chemorepellent activity; protein tyrosine kinase activator activity. The transcript has 9 exons.